Brassica oleracea var. oleracea is the source of this 1099-nucleotide messenger RNA. RefSeq names its product stem-specific protein TSJT1-like. The coding region runs from base 128 to 838 and encodes 236 amino acids. NCBI's taxonomy places the organism in Eukaryota, Viridiplantae, Streptophyta, Magnoliopsida, Brassicales, Brassicaceae. The record is from RefSeq and is a predicted model, not a curated record. The transcript has 5 exons.
CCAUUGAUCUCUUUUGUCACAACCUCCAUGUCCCAUACAUCUUUAGCAGCAAGAGAACUCAACAGUUUAAUUUUCCACAAAACUAGUUUUUUCGGGUUUUAGUCGGUAUCGUCGGAAGAGAGAGAAAAUGUUGGGAAUUUUCAGCGGAGCUAUAGUAUCAUUGCCGGAAGAGCUGGUGGCUGCCGGGAACCGAACUCCGUCUCCGAAGACAACCGGAUCGGUCCUAGUCAACAAGUUCGUAGAGAAAAAUCCCUCUGCCGUGUCCGUACAGGUCGGCGACUACGUGCAGCUUGCGUACAGCCACCACAAAGAGAGUCCUCUCCGGCCAAGGUCAUUUGGGGCUAAGGAUGAGAUAUUCUGCUUGUUCCAAGGCUCACUUGUCAACUUAGGAAGCCUUAAACAACAAUAUGGGCUUGCAAAGAAUGCAAACGAGGUUCUCUUGGUCAUUGAGGCUUACAAGACUCUCCGUGACAGAGCUCCUUACCCAGCCAACCACGUCGUGUCACACCUAAGUGGCGAUUUUGCCUUUGUGGUCUUUGAUAAAUCAACCUCCACUCUGUUUGUAGCCUCUGACCAAGAAGGUAAGGUACCAUUGUACUGGGGGAUAACAGCUGAUGGGUAUGUGGCAUUUGCUGAUGAUAUUGAGUUGCUAAAAGGUGCUUGUGGCAAAUCUCUUGCUUCUUUCCCUCAAGGCUGUUUUUACUCGACUGCCUUGGGUGGGCUUAGGAGCUUUGAGAACCCUAAGAACAAGAUCACUGCCAUUCCUGCUAGAGAGGAAGAAAUUUGGGGAGCCACCUUCAAGGUGGAAGGAGCAGCAGUUCUUGCACAUGGAGAUUGAUUAAAAUCAAGAUCCAUCUCUCUUAAUAUCUAAACUCCAACAGCAAACAAAAUAAUGAUGUAGAGAAAACAAGAAGCUGUUCUAUGAGUUUUUUUAUUUAUAAAUAUUAUGAAUGGUUGGUUAUGAUGCGUGUAGUGUGUUCUCUCUUUUGUACAGUCUGCGUCUGUCUCUUCUCAAAACUCAAAAUCUACCUUCUCUUGAUCCUUUUUUUAAUCUCAUGUUCAGAUCUUGUGUUUCUUCAGUAAGUCUUGCAAUUCUCAA